AGGUGUGUUUAGUUGGAGUGGGGUUUCGGAAGCGCUGUAUCUUCUCACUCUCACGGGCGCGUUGCCUCGCCUAUUGUUAAAUCCAACUCGUGAAUUUACCCUUUCCCUCAUUUUUAAUCGGAUACACGUUUGAAGGAAAAAGAAACGUUUAUGGUCCUGGCUGAAGAUUUCACGAUGUCUCGCACCGACGAGGUUCACCGCAUGACGGAAAAUGUCUAUAAGACUAUCAUGGAGCAGUUCAACCCCUGCUUACGGAACUUCGUUGCCAUGGGGAAGAACUAUGAGAAGGCCCUUGCCAAUGUGACGUUUGCGGCCAAAGGCUACUUUGAUGCUCUGGUGAGAAUGGGUGAACUUGCCAGUGAAAGUCAAGGAUCCAAAGAUUUGGGGGAUGUGCUGUUCCAGAUGGCCGAGGUCCACAGACAGAUCCAAGUGCAACUAGAGGAGAUGUUGAAAUCCUUCCACAACGAGCUGCUCUCUGAGCUGGAGAAGAAGGUGGACCUGGAUUCUCGUUAUCUGACUGCUGCCCUGAAGAAAUACCAGUUGGAACACAAGAACAAAGGGGAAAGUCUGGAGAAGUGCCAGGCCGAACUGAAGAAGCUGCGCAGGAAGAGCCAGGGCAGCAAGAACCCCUCCAAGUACGGAGAGAAGGAGAUGCAGUUUGUGGAGACCAUAAGCAGUAAGCAGACGGAGCUAGACACCUUCAUCGCUGAGGGAUACAAGACAGCCUUGUCUGAGGAGCGUCGCAGGUACUGCUUCCUGGUUGACCGCCAGUGUGCCGUGGCCAAGAACAGCAGCGCCUACCAUGGCAAGGGUAAAGACCUCCUGACCCAGAAGAUCCCAGUGUGGCAACAGGCCUGCUCAGACCCCAACAAGCUGCCAGAGAGGGCCAUGCUCCUGGCCCAGCAGAUGGGCUCUGUAGGCCUUGGGGGAGCAAGCCCCCUCCAUACUUCCAAAUCCAACUUGGUCAUCUCAGACCCUAUCCCCGGGGCCACGCCUCUUCCUGUGCCCCCAGAGCUGGCUGUUUUUAUGGGUGGUGGCCUGGGUCACCAAGCGAGGCUGAUUGGCCCUGAUGGUAUGUCCAUGGUAAAUGGGACAACAGGAGCCCAUGGGGAGGAAUAUUGGACUGACGGAGGGACUAUAUCCGUGUCCCAAGUCAGGCCGGCAUCCCCCCAGACCCAGCCACCGGGCCAGGCCCAGGCCCAGCCCCAGAGGCAGGUCAGCGAUGUCUACUCCAACACCCUUCCUGUCCGUAGGCCAGCCCCCGCCAAGAAUAAGAACCCCGUGGGAGAGACACGGACUCUGCCCAGGUCCAGUUCCAUGGCAGCAGGCCUGGAAAAGAACGGGCGUUCCCGUGUCCAGGCCAUCUUCUCCCACGCUGCAGGUGACAACGGCACCCUGCUCAGUUUCUCUGAGGGAGACGUAAUCACCCUGCUAGUGCCUGAGGCCCGCGAUGGCUGGCACUAUGGAGAGAAUGAGAAGAACAAGAUGCGUGGCUGGUUUCCAUUCUCCUACACACGUGUGCUGCCUGAAAGUGACAGUGAGAAGCUCAAAGUGAACUUGCACCAUGGGAAAAGUAGCAGCACAGGGAACUUGUUGGAGAGUGAUGCAUCGCUGCCCACACCUGACUAUGGCCUGACUGCCCGACUGCUGGCACAGAGCCUCGCUCAGACCCGCCCGCGCCCCUACAGCAUGGCAGCCUUCGGCACACAGCCUGCCAUUGAGGAUUAUGACGGCCGCUUUGCCACAAGUUUGGGUCCAGAAUUGUCCCGAUUCUGAGGGAACAGGACCUCCUGAUCGUUCCCUGGAGGUCUACCUCCGGCCCACCUUCACUGAUGACCGAUCCACACCCAUCUUCUACUAGCAGCCCGAUGCCCCCUUUUCUACAAAUGAGCCCUUUUUUAAAGGGGAGAGGGAAAAUGGCCAACGUUGGCACAUUUGAGUUGAGUUUGUGGUUUUAUCCCUAGAAGGCCAUGAAGUGUGUUACACUGCUAAGAAUUUAGUUUCUUAUCCGUAAAAAUGUGUUGGUUAAUUUCUGGUUUAUCAUCGUAAUUAUUUUUGCUAACUGUUCCACAUAAAUUGAAUGUCUCAGCCUGAACAUCCAAUCGCAAGCGUGAGAGUAAAUGUAUUAGUUUUUUUAGAUCAUGCCAGUUGUGGAUAAGGUAUGGCUUAUAGUUUUUUACUAUUAAUGCAGUCACAUAAUUAUUUAUCUGCACUUCAACUAUGGGAUUUCUUUUACACUAUACACUGUCAAUUUCCAUUGAGGAUUAUUUUCAUUUAUGAACAGAUGAGGAACACUGCAUUAGAUUUUGAAGUGGAGCUCGAGGGGAAAUAUGAUUGACAGUUUUAGUGCAUAAUAUGCACUGAAGUGUUGAUUGAUUGGUUACUGUCACAAAUAGCUAGAACUGGUCAGUUGGUAAGUAAACUAUAAUUCUUAUUUUGUUAAGUGAUAUAGUUAUAUAUAUUAACUAGUUGUGAUACAGUAAACCCAUAUGUUCAAUGUGGGAACUGUGCCUUCUAUCAUUUAUUUUGCUUCAUGCAGCAUUAACUAUCGUUAUAUAAAAUUAUUUGUAUUACAGUUAAACAUGUGUUUUUUCAUAUAUUCUUUAAAAUAUAAACAGGAUUAUUUUCCUUUUUUUGCUUAUAUUGUCAGCUUUGCUAUUCUUCCCUUCUCUUUAGAAAUGUACUAAUAUCGAAGCUGCCGGAUAGCCAGUGCAUACAUAAUGGGUCUUUUUUUAUAUUUAGCUUUGAGGGAGUGGUAGCUUAAGGUACAGUAUUAUUGUAGCUUUUGAUUGUUCAUUCUCAGUAUUAUACACUCAUCUGGGAGAAAAGCUUAGAGCAGAGAUUUAUCCACAGAUCUUUGGGCAAAGGAAUGGAACUGAAUUUACUGGAAAGGCAAUAAUGUUCAUGAAUAUGUGAGUGAGCUAAAAUGCCUCUUAGACUGCAAGAAAUCAACAUUUACAUCAUCAAAAGUACAUUUUCCAUGGAUGACUUACACUGAGGGAUAUGAUCAGCUUUUAUUAAACAGCUUAGUUGGGCAGCAAGUUUCAAAUGCAUUUUUUUUUUUUACUUUUUAUAUAGCUUUCAUUGUUUUCAUUUCUUACUUUUGUCCCUGUUUGUAUUAUAUCUGUACUGUACAGAAAGUGCAUAUAAAUUAUCUUGUCCAAAAUAAAUCUAAAUGGGCAGAAACGUCA
Molecule: messenger RNA, 3191 nt
Organism: Trematomus bernacchii (emerald rockcod)
Lineage: Eukaryota; Metazoa; Chordata; Actinopteri; Perciformes; Nototheniidae
Gene: baiap2a
Product: BAR/IMD domain containing adaptor protein 2a
Exons: 15
Coding region: 151-1776 (541 amino acids)
Biological process (GO): positive regulation of actin filament polymerization; actin crosslink formation; actin filament bundle assembly
Cellular component (GO): nucleoplasm; cytosol
Molecular function (GO): cytoskeletal adaptor activity; protein binding
Source: RefSeq, a predicted model, not a curated record